Messenger RNA from Bursaphelenchus xylophilus (pine wood nematode), 533 nucleotides. NCBI's taxonomy places the organism in Eukaryota, Metazoa, Nematoda, Chromadorea, Rhabditida, Aphelenchoididae. The record is from the annotation of a GenBank genome assembly.
AUGUUUCCCUUCGGGCAAUUGGCCAAGAAUUUGGUCGCUGCGAUGAUUCCUUGUUUUCAAUUGACAUGGCUGCUUAUGUUCGCUGAUGUGAAGAUCAGGUGAAUGGUCCAGGGAGUCGGAGGAAAAGGAAUACAGCGAGUGUUUUGAAGUUUGGGCGCAGGGAAUUUGAUUGUUUUUGCAGUAAUCUGAGGGUUCAAUUGCUUCUUUGUGGGAGGCUGAUGCUCUUCUGUUUAGUGUUUAAUAUGGAGUUCUUUGUGUAUGAUGACAUGCACGAUUAUCCGUUGAUUAACAUGUCCUUUGUACUCCCUCCUGUGUUCUUUGGCUCUCUGACCGAUCUCCGAUUAGUCUUUACUUUGAUUUCAGAGUCGAUUCCACGUACUUUUGACUCUCUGCUUCACAGAAGCCGCUGGUUUUUCUUCGAUUUCGAUGAUCGGUUUUUUACAGCGAACGCCAGGGAAGCCGGAGUGUUCCCUUUUCUCAGGGCUCUGUCCAUUCCCGGCUCUACCGUAGGCGCCGGAACCUUUAACCUUUAG